AUGCCUUUCAAAGAGACAAAAUUACAACAGCUUGGUGAAUCUCGUAGCAUAGCAUUGAGCAGAUUCUUGUCCAUGGAACGUAAAUUGAAAAAACAACCAACGUUAAGGGAACAAUACGUGCAAUUCAUGACGGAAUAUUCAAACUUAGGACACAUGGUACGCAUAACAGAGGAAGAAGCAGUGAAAUGUACCCCACGUUAUUACAUACCGCAUCACGCAGUAGUAAAAAGUAAUAGCCUAACAACAAGGUUACGCGUAGUAUUUGAUGGUUCCUGUAAAACUAGCACCGGAAUAUCAUUGAACGACUGUCUUAUGGUGGGACCAACUAUACAACAAGAUCUCUUUUCAAUUCUACUGCGAUUCCGUACAUUUCGAUAUGCAAUUACGGCAGACAUCGCUCAAAUGUAUCGCCAGAUACGAAUGAACAAAGCUCAAACUGCUCUUCAAACAAUAUUUUGGCGGAAGGACCCAAGUGAAGAAAUAGCCACGUUCGAAUUGCAAACUGUAACAUAUGGAACCGCAUGUGCAUCUUUUUUGGCAAUAAUAGAACUGGCAAAUCUAAAUGCAUCAAAUUAUCCAAUAGGAUCAACCACAAUCAUUAACGACUUCUACGUUGACCUAUUAUCCGGAGCCGACACUGAACUUGAGAUAAGGCAACUUCGAGAUGAAACUAUCAAGAUACUAGAACAAGGAGGACUUCAGCUUAGAAAAUAG
Formica exsecta is the source of this 714-nucleotide messenger RNA. RefSeq lists its product as uncharacterized. Bases 1 to 714 code for a protein of 237 amino acids. The record is from RefSeq and is a predicted model, not a curated record. The transcript has a single exon. Lineage: Eukaryota; Metazoa; Arthropoda; Insecta; Hymenoptera; Formicidae.